UCAGUUGUUAGAUCAUAAUUUAAAAAAUAUUUAAAGUUAACAAAUGAAUGUGUUUAGAAAGUUUAUUUUUCGCUGUAUCAGAUUAUUUUGGCAACAAAACAACAAUAAAAUGUGUUAGACUUCUUUAAAGUUCUAUCCUCAGAAGGAAAAGAAUGACAUUCUUUAAAGGAGUAAUUCGAGCUGCAUUUGUUCUACCGUUUUCGGCAGGUAAUGUAGACGAGGGGAAUGGUUCACAUGAUGGCAGCUUGUCUGGACUUUUACUGAUGACCACUUCAAUAGCUAUCCUUUCUGAGAUACUGAUGAUUGGAUUUUCAACUAACGAGACUAUUUCAACUAAAUUCAGCGUUGGGUUAGCAGUCUUAUCAUUUCUAUCUGCUCUAGCGAUUGCACUUUGCGUGUGUAUCAGUUUAUACGUGUCAUCUAGAGGGAACAGUGUGUUUCAUGUUUUACCUUGGAAUAAAUGUAAUACAAUAAGACUCAGGUUUUUGUGGAUUUUUUGUUUCAGCUGUAUUAUUUCAAGAACAUUGGACAUGACCUUUUAUAUCGAUUGUCUAACAAACUCAAUGACCCUGAAAUUUACAGUAGACACAAUAGUGUAUGAUCUUGUCUGUAUAGUAUUUUACGUGGUGCAAACUGCAUUCAUUACAUUUUUUUCGCAUUCGCGAUUUACCAGCCACCUUGGUAUUUAUUAUGGAUUACUUAUUAUAUUCCUGACAAAUAUUUCUGUAAUAUGUCAUGCCUUGGCUUCUACUUUUAAACCCAUGGAUAAUGAAAUUUUAAAUUCGUCGACAAUAAGCCACCAUACUUCGAGUAAUACUUCUUGCUUCAAGUCAAGUAUGUACGAGGUAUUGAUGAAGAUUAAUCCUUUCUUGUUACCGGCAUUUUGUGAAUAUUCGCUUGUUUCGAUUACAUUUAUUAUGAAUAUGUGGCCUACAUUUGGAUUGAAAAGGGAAACGUUCGUGCUUGAUGAUAUUUCGCUUGACGGAAACAAAGAAACGUCAGAGUCGACGAGCAAUUUGAGAGGGUCGACAAAUGAGAGGUCAGAAUCGACAAAUAGCAGGCGGAAUAAUGAGCGCAUUCCUUUAUUAGACAAUACUGGAAACACAAGUAACAACCGACAACAUCGUAUAAGAAGAUUUAUAAGCAUAACUGUUCCUAUUCUUCUAAAUAUGCCAUCAGUAAUAUUAUAUUGUUUACAAAUUUCGAAAGUACCAUCUGUGCAGUUGGGCAAAACAAUAUCAAUAGCUGUAGUAGCUACUAUUGAGUUGCUUUUGUAUGUGAAAUGCUUUUACUCUCUUCAGACUCAAUGUAAACCUUUGAAACAAAGGGAAUGUACCUCGCUUGAUUCUAGUGAUUACAUUUUAAUUGCAAGUGUGGUUGCAGCAAUUUCAUAUUCCACGGUAAAACUUAUGUCAGAUAUUUACAAUGUCAACUCUGAAACCACAUAUGCUAUAGGUUUUUAUAAACUGGUUAUUGAUAUAUUCGCUGCUUAUUUCCAAACAGUUUUCAUCCUACAAAUGAAACAAUAUUCGAAGGCCUUUAAUAUAUCCUCGUGGACGUCUGUGGAAUACACUUGUUUAUUAAUGUCUUUUGUGAAUUUAUGCUCAUGGGCGGCUGAUACUUUAAUAGUUUCACAAUAUGUUUACAAAAAUGACGCACCAUAUCAUUUCUUUGGGUCAUCUGAUUGGACAGAAAUCUUUGGAUUUUUAUACCCAUUUGUGAUCUUUUACAGAUUCAAUGCUUUUGUAUCCUUUUAUGGUUUGUAUGACCGAUUGAAAAAUUAACUCGACUUCAAUGGAAGGCGGUGCUAUUUGAUGACAUAAAUGCUUGGUUUUAUCAAAGUUUGAUAAAAAUAUAAAUUUGAAAGUUAUAUAUUAAAAGGAUAUAUACCAGGAAUGACCAAAAAUAUUGGACAGACUUUUAUCGCAUUCAUUUAUGACUUUGGACUAAAUCUUAACACAAAUGUUCUUAUAUUUUAUUCUCACGUUCUGUCUUUGCAGGGAACAGCUAACACUUAAGCGCUGCCAAUAGGUACGAACUAAAAAAUCUAAUAAUAACUGUUUUAUUAUACAUUGUACCUCACCAAAAGAAUGAAGCUUCAUUUACAUAUUUUUACUUUAAUUAUAGCUAUGACUAUGAUACAUUAAAAUUCCAACAAACUCUUAUAACCAUCAUUUAUAUUUAUUGUUGAUGGAGGUAUACAUGCUUGGAUGUCAAUCGGGAGCACAGUAAUUUUUAUAUGUGUAAUAUAUAAAUAUUAUGUAUAACCAUGUCAAGAUUUAGAUAUACCAUGUUUAUGGUCUUUGUCAUUCACAAGAUAUUUAAUAAAUACUAUCUCCCUUCUU
This is a messenger RNA of Mytilus californianus (California mussel), 2345 nucleotides long. RefSeq lists its product as uncharacterized. Bases 153 to 1784 code for a protein of 543 amino acids. Gene Ontology annotation, cellular component: membrane. The transcript has a single exon. Gene Ontology annotation, biological process: proton transmembrane transport. NCBI's taxonomy places the organism in Eukaryota, Metazoa, Mollusca, Bivalvia, Mytilida, Mytilidae. Gene Ontology annotation, molecular function: proton channel activity. The record is from RefSeq and is a predicted model, not a curated record.